Messenger RNA from Harpegnathos saltator (Jerdon's jumping ant), 1980 nucleotides. RefSeq names its product glutathione-specific gamma-glutamylcyclotransferase 1. The coding region runs from base 766 to 1485 and encodes 239 amino acids. Gene Ontology annotation, biological process: glutathione catabolic process. Gene Ontology annotation, molecular function: glutathione specific gamma-glutamylcyclotransferase activity. Gene Ontology annotation, cellular component: cytoplasm. The transcript is spliced from 4 exons. NCBI's taxonomy places the organism in Eukaryota, Metazoa, Arthropoda, Insecta, Hymenoptera, Formicidae. The record is from RefSeq and is a predicted model, not a curated record.
CCGGAGACCUGCAAGAUCACGAAAACAUCGCUCGAUCCAUUCGAUAAAAGCUCCCGGAGAAAUUCCAAGAGACCAAUUUCUUCAGAGCUGACGUUACUGGAACGAGUGAUUCAUUCAUUCAAGACCGAAAUUUCCCCGAGCGAAUAGACUUCGCGAUUUUCCCAGAAAGAACGAAAAAAGCAGCACGGUUGAAGAAGUGAAAGAAGAAGAAGAAGGAGAAGAAGAAGAGGAGGAGGAAAAAGAAUAAGAGAUGGCCACACAUGCAGCGCUACAGGGCCCGUCAGUCACAUCGCCUCGCGAAUUGGCAGAUUGGAGUCACCGUCCCGAGUUCACCGCGAAGGAUUCAAAGGAAACGCAGCGCUGAUCGGGUCGCGAAUUAACGCGGCCAUCGGCGAGAGUGAGACCUCGUGAACAAUAAUAUACAAACAAUGACCCAUCGCACGAAGAUAAAAAUUCUCCGCGAUGAGUUCACGUGAAAGUUGAGUAAAAUUUCGAUACUGUCGUAAAAGAAAUUACGGCUCAACAUAAUCUUCCAACGGAGUUAUCGUUUUGAGCUACAAUAAAAGGGAAGCUACAGCAAAACGGAAGAAAAGAGAAGGGGGGAAGAAGAAGAUAAAUAAGACGAAGGAAAUAAAUAGGUAGAUUAAGUAGAUAAGUAAAACGUCGUAGAGAGCAGGGAGAGGAGAGAAGAAACUUGUCAAGGAACGUCGCGACUACUCGCUCUUUUGAUUUUGACGCUGAUUUACUUCUCGCGGAAGCGCAAAAAUGGCCGGUGACAGCGCGCUCUGGGUGUUCGGUUACGGAUCGCUUUGUUGGCAUCCCGGUUUUUCGUACAACAAAAGCAUCACCGGCUACGUGAAAGGCUUCAAAAGACGUUUCUGGCAGGGUAACGCAACGCAUCGCGGUACAGUCGAGAAGCCCGGUCGAGUCGCCACACUGAUCGAGGACAAAGAGAGCACGGUUCACGGGCGGGCGUUUCAAAUUCAAGAGAGCGCGGCGCUGGCCUACCUGGAGAACCGGGAGUGCGCUCUCGGAGGAUACCUGACGACCAUAGUGACCUUCCACAGCCGGGACGGGGCCAAGCAGUUCCCCGUCGUGAUUUACAUCGCCACCAGCGAGAACGAGCUCUGGCUCGGCGAGGCGUCGCUGCAGACCAUAGCGCGUCAAAUCACCGAGUGUUCCGGCGCGAGCGGGCACAAUGUCGAGUAUCUGUUACGAUUGGCGGAGUUCAUGCACCGUUACCUGCCGGAGGCGCACGACGAGCAUCUCUUUACGUUGGAGCUGCUGGUGCGCUCCAGGAUCAAGGAGGGGAACAUGUGCCUGGCGACGCUGAUGGGAAACCGCGACUUCAUCAUCGAUCUCGAGGACACGGAAGCGGCGGUUCGCGCGGAGGAUCACGCGGACGGCAACGAGCAGUCCCGCGGGUACUCGUUGCAGUUUAGCGCGCGAAUACCGUCCAAGACCCUGCGCUGCGUCAAGAUGUAGCCAAUUUGCGCUAUUUGUGCUACGAUGACAGUACUGUAUAGUAUAUUUCCGAAUGAAAAUCGCCCAAGCGAUGAGAGCGAGAGUAAGAAAUUAUGGCUUUCGCGCGAUCUUUCAGGUAGAUCUGUAAAUUUUUGUGCAUCUGCAUAAGCGACGAGCGAGAGUGAGGAAUGAUGGCUUACUCGUGGUCUUCUAUAGGCAUAUUUGUAAAUGUUUGUGCAUCUGCAUAGGUAGACUUGGUUUUGUCAGGUGUCAGGACAGGGAAGAAAAUUGUCACACCUAUUGUUCGCCGCUGGCGAGCGUGUUUUCGCUUUCUCUUCGCACAAACGCACAUGCGAGUGCAAACUGUUGCGGCGGCAACAGCAACGAUAAUAUCGAAAUACCGAUAUAUCGAGAGACAAAUAUCGGAUAUUUAUCGAUAUUUUUUGUCUCCGAUAAAGUCGAACAUAUCGGUAUGAAUUUUACUGAUUUUCUAAUAAGAAUACGACAAUAAAUUAU